GCCAAGACUUUCGUCGCGUCAUCGCCGAAAUAAGUGGGAAACAACCCUCCAACCCACUUCACCGCUCACGCACACGAACAUACAAGCACAAAAUGGAAGAGGAGGAAGAGCAUGCGCAAGCGGUGGCCGAGUUUCGGCGACUUCUCCCAGCGAGAACCGGCAGUGACAGUAUACCACAUUCGUCCAACAUAGCCCCGCUCGACCGUACACAACUGCUCGCUCUCAUGGCCAACAGCUCAACCCCUGUCACAUUCACAUGGAAAAAAUCCGUGCUGCAGCUGAUGCACUACGCUUUUCUUGGUGUUGCCACGGCAAGGGAUGAUCUCGAGUUCUGCGGUGGUGGUCGCGGCUCUGGUGCAAAGGGAAUGACAUACAGUGACGAUGACGCCAGUGAUGCUGAUAAUGAUGGUGCUGGGGACGCCAGUCGCGGUGCAAGAAGAAGGCCGAGUCGGGUGAGCAGGCGCGGGAGUGGCAGCGUUGGAGAUGCCAGUGCCGUCAAUGACAUUGGAGGGCACGGUGAUGGCGACGACGACGAAGACGAUGCACACGUGCCCCUGUUUCGCCUUCCUCCUCCUGUACCCCCAUCAGCGAUUGAUCCCAUCCUCGAGCUCGGGUCGUCGCUCGCGUCUGCCGGCGUGGCGAUGCGGUCUGGCCUCUCCGCGGCCACGGGUGUCUUCGGCAGCCUCGUCCUCGGCGCAGGAUCGACGUUUGGGCGAGCAGCAACGACGGCGGGCUCAACACUCGUCUCCACCAUCAGAUCAAACCUCGCGGCGCUGCAUCGGUUACGCGAGCGGUCACAACAAUCGCGCGCAGGGAACGAAGCGCUUGAUCUGACGCCCGAGGAACAGGCCGUGCUGGAUGCAAAGUUGGCGGAGAUGGAGAAGGUGUUGGAGGAGGAACUGAAGCAACUGCAGGAGCAGGAAGUUGAUAUCUAUGUAGAGAAGUUCACGGAGGCGAUGGAGAUGUCGCGCAAGUUGGCUGAGAUGGAACGCGUCAUGCAGCAGAAGAAUGAGGAAAUUCUGCUCCAGCGCGAAAUUGUUGCGCUGGAGAUGGAGGAGAAUCGACUCAACCCGGAGCCCGACGACUCGCGUGCCGAGCUCUCAGAACGUCUGUGUACAUAUGAGCAUACCCCGAGUUACCUCCAAUACUUUUUGCAGUAA
Salpingoeca rosetta is the source of this 1160-nucleotide messenger RNA. RefSeq lists its product as uncharacterized. Lineage: Eukaryota; Choanoflagellata; Craspedida; Salpingoecidae. Bases 93 to 1160 code for a protein of 355 amino acids. The transcript is spliced from 10 exons. The record is from RefSeq and is a predicted model, not a curated record.